AUGAAUCAAACAAGUGCUUGUUCCCCUGGCUUCUUCUGUGACUGGGGCUCCAGUAGUCCUGAGGAGGCCCUCUGUCCAGCAGGUUACUUCUGUCCAGGAGGAACUAGGACCCCCCUGGCCUGUCCUGCAGGGACACACAGCUCAGUGACAGGCAACAGUCACCAGAACAACUGUACAACAUGUCCUGAUGGCUACUACUGUCAGGGAGAAGGGGUCGUCUAUCCAGUGGUCUGUCCUCUUGGUCACUACUGUCCUCCUGGGUUGGCCGUGGGUGUGAAGUUCCCCUGUCCCCCUGGCACAGUGCAGAGCAAGCCUGGAGCCUCCAGCCCGGACCACUGUCUACCAUGCCCUGCAGGGAUGUUCUGUGCCCUCCCUGGGCUCUCCCAGACGACGGGGCCUUGCCAGGCAGGAUACCACUGUCCCCCGGGUGCCAUCACACCCAAUGCUACUGAAUACGAGCAGAAUUCUACCAGUAGUAAUCUGUGCCCCCGUGGCCACUACUGUCCAGCUGGCACUGGCUACCCUCUUCCGUGCCCACCGGGCUCUCUCUCCAGCUCCCUGGGACUGAGGGGCGUAGAGGAGUGCCAGCCUUGCCCCCCUGGGCACUUCUGUGACAGGCCUGCGCUGACCGCGGACGCCGCCCCGUGUAGCGCUGGGUAUGUGUGUCUAGGGGGUAGCUCCAGUGCCCACCCCUCUGAUGGUCUCCAUGGUUACCUGUGCCCCACAGGGCAUCGCUGUCCUGUUGGCACAGCUUCAGAGGUACCCUGUGAGCCUGGCACCUACAGUCCUGCCCCUGGUGCCGCCCACUGCCUCACCUGCCCUAAUGGCACCAUGUGUCCCUCCUCUGCUACCCAAGAACCCUCUCUCUGCCCUGCUGGUCAUUUCUGUCCUGCUCGGUGUGUGUUACCCCUGCCUUGUCCUGUUGGGACCAUCAGUGAACAGACAGGAGCCCCCUCCCCCUCUGCAUGCAGGCCCUGCCCCUCUGGGUUCUACUGCAGCUUGCCCGGCUCCUCACUACCACAAGGCCAGUGCCAGGAGGGCUACUUCUGCCAGCGUGGAGCACCUAGUCCAGCUCCCCAGAGCUCAGCCAUCUUUCCCAGGAACGGGCCCUGUCCUGUGGGCCACUAUUGCCUUUCUGGGACCCUCUCCCCACUGCCGUGUCCUGCAGGCAGCAUCCGAAACCACACCGGUGGGUUAUCCAUAGAUAGCUGCUCCCCUUGUCCCACUGGACACUACUGUUCCAUUGAGGGCCUGGCCUCCCCAAGUGGCCUGUGUGCUGCUGGCUUCUACUGCCCAUUUGACUUCUCCUCCACCACGCCCUAUGCUUUCCUCUGCCCUAAGGGUCACUACUGUCCAGAGGGCUCUCCCCUGGCCCUGCCCUGUCCUACAGGAGAGUACCAGCCCAACCCAGGCUCUGACUCCUGCAUCCCCUGCCGCCCAGGCUUCUACUGUGAGGAGGCCAUUGUUGGAGAGCCCUGGCCCUGCCCCCCUCACUCCUUCUGCCCUGCAGCCACCAUGGUUCCCCAACCGUGCCCCAACGGUACGUUCACCCCUUCUGACCUGGGGGGGUUACAGGAAGAGCGGGAGUGUCUGCCCUGUCUCCCAGGGAGGUUCUGCAGGGCUGGAAAGAUCCAGGGCCGUUGUGCAGCAGGGUAUCUGUGUAUGUCUGGCAGCUAUGAGUUCACACCACAGGGGCCUCACUUCAACUGGAGCCAGUGUGAAUGGGGGAUGCAGUGUGCCGGCCCCUGUCCAGCAGGAUUCUACUGCCCAGAAGGUUCAGAGAAGCCUGAAGUCUGCCCCGAUAAAACUAUCAGAGUUUUACCUGGAGCAGCCAAUAUCCAUGAUUGUCUGCCUUGUCCACCACAGCACUGGUGCAAAAAAGGUGACCCUGUCCUGCACCCGUGUCCUGCUGGUCACUACUGUGAUGGGGUGGUUGGUAGUGACUACGAGGGAGGGACUGAACCCAGGGAAUGUCCGUUAUUUACCUACAGAUCCACCCCCGGGGCAGCCAGCAAGGGGGACUGCCAGCCCUGUCCCCCUGGAUUCUACUGUAACUCUACAGGUCUUACAGAUUACUCUGGCUACCCCUGUCCCCCGGGCUACUGGUGCAGUGGCACUGGUCUACCUAUCCUAUGCCCUGCGGGUACCAUGAGGCCCCUCCCAGGGGCGGCAGUUGGCAGUCAGUGUGAGCCGUGUGCAGGGGGCACCUACUGCCCAGACCCCAUGUCCACAGGGCAGCCCAACAUUGCUGGCAUCUCCUGUAGAGCCUCGUUCCAGUGUCCCCCUGGUGCGGUCUCAGAGAGGCUGUGUAAGGCUGGCUCCUACUGUGGGCCCCAGACUGCAGAGCCUGAAAUCUGUCCUGAAGGCUAUCUCUGUCCAGAGGGAUCUCACACCUACACCACACCAAACCAAGUUUGCACGUUUCCCUACUACUGUCCUGCCAACAGCUCUGCCAUGCUGUCCUGUGAGGGGGGCUCUGUGCCCCUCAACACCAGUGGCCCCAGAGCCUCCCAGGACAGCAGCUGUGGGCUGUGUGAGGCAGGGACCUACCGACCUCGGCUGUCCCCCCACCCUCAGUGCCUCACCUGCCCACCAGGGUACCACUGCCCUCCAGGGACAGAGCACUACCACAGCAACCCCUGUCCCCUGGGCUAUGUGUGUCCGCUGGGCUCAUCCAGUCCUGUCCCUUGCCCCCCUGGUUCUUUUGGUAAUCUCUCCAACGCUGAACACGUGGAGGACUGCCACCCAUGUCCAACUGAUACCUUCAACCAUCUGGCUGCCCAGAGAGCCUGUUUCCCCUGCGGAAGUUCCUCUGCUGCACCCCAAGGGGCCCCUUCCUGCACCUGCCUUGGGAAGAACCGUGCUUUCCAGCACUCGGACGGCUCCUGUCUGUGUCGAACCGGCUUUAUUUUCUACCACAAUCUGGAUUUCAAGAGCUCCAGCUCCGACAGUGAACUGGACUGCCAGCCUGAGGUGAACAAGCGCUGCAGUGCGGGACAGGUGCGUCUGGCUGCGUCCAGAGAGUGUGUCUCACCCUCUCACCACUCCUGUAACAUCACCUGUGGACCUCAGGGAGGGAGUCUGGAUGUGGAAAUGGGCAUCUGCCACUGUGAGCGCUACGUAUCAGCAGAGGAGCUGUGCAACACCUCGUGUCUAUCCAGACUGCCCCACAUCUCUGCCAGGCUCUCCCCAGAUGGACAGCUGCUGCUGGGGAUCAAAGAGCCAGAUGAAAGCCGAGUGUGGAGCAGAAAAAUGCUGGAUGUUUUGGGACCAGACGUCCAUGUGAAGAACAUUGGAAACAUCCACUUUGUUCAAUUUGAUUCUGAAGGUGUAUUUGGUUGGAUUCUGAUGGACCGAAAUGUUAUUGAAAUGACCCUGACAGCGGAGCCAAUCGAAUUUAUUGACAGGCGAUCAAGGAAGAGGAGGGAUCUAGAAUCCAAGGCAGAACUUCUACACUCCGAUGUCCUCCCUCGUAUCCCCAACCCCAUAGCAUGCCUCUCCUCCAAUGACAUGCUCAUCUUCCAGCUUACCAUCAACUACAAUGACCGUCACCUCAGCCACUUCCCAGUGUAUCAGAAAGACCAUCUCUUCAAUAGCAACCCUAGCUGGGACUUUGGGGCCUUCCGGCGGCUAGAGCGACUCAUGAAGCAGACUCAGUUCAACUCGACCAGAUUUGCACACGUGUUCUCGGAGACGGGGAAGUAUGUGUUCCUGGACAACGCCAUUCCAGAGUGGAGUCUAGUGGUGGUGGUCAGUGAGAGAGGGACAGAGUGUGACCCCACUGCAGCCGUUUUCCAGCCCAUGACCCCCGCCCAACUGGUCAAGCACGGGGUCAUCAAACAACACCGGCUCAACCUGCUGCCUGACUGGGGCGCCAUCGUAGGUGUCCUGAGUCUCCUGCUUGUGCUGAUCCUGGUGCUCACCACCACAGCUCUGGUUCUGAAGCCCAGUCGGGCCAAGCUGGUGUGCCAGGGCAAACUGAGGCCUAAGUGGCGGAGCCUGGGAGAGCCCAUCCCUCCAGUGGAAUACGUCUACAGUGGAGAAAGCCUGAAUGGCCAGGGGGUGCUGGGCUGCAGGGGAGUCGGAGAGGGGGCUGAGGCUGAGGAGCCUGCAGUCUGCCGUGGAGGAGGAUACAUGACUGGGAAGUUUGAGCUGGAGGAAUUCAACGUGAAAACUCUCUACGACAAGCUGGAGGAUCAGAACCUGCAUUUGGCGUCCCAGCUGGCCAGGCACCGCAAGGACACCCAAGAGUUCUACCGAAAUAUCUGUCAACAAACAGAUGCGCUAAGGGAUGUUCUGGAGAACAUGGAACCCAAAAAGUUGGGUCUGUUGAAAGAGCUACUGGAACGCGAUGCCUUGCAGAAUGAUCCAUACACCAAUAUGGAUGCAGACGGGGAUGGGCGUAUCCAAUCAACAAAAGAGCCGUCAGUGGUGCUGAUGGGAGCUGUAGUCAGAGCUUUGGAGGCAGUCCUGUACAGACUUAGCGGAGAGAGCUGGCAGCAGCAUGACAUGACCGCAGCACACUGCCACGCAGACACCAGGGAGUGUGAGCUGCACACAGGCUACACACAGUUUUCCUCAGCCAACAUGACCAAACCUGCAUCAGGCCAUGAGACAGGACCACCACCUCAUGAUCUAGUACACCUACAGAGCACAGCCCCCUGUCUGAGUGAGCAGGACCUGUCCAAACUAGUGGCAAUGACCCCUCUGUCCAGGACCUUGCAGGAGAUACAGGAGUCCCUCCAGAACCUAUCUGGUGUAGACAGAGCCAGUACUGACAAGACCACAGAGGACCCAGCAGUGCACCUGAUUCCCGUUGCCCUGGACAACCUCUCCCCACAGCACUUUGCCAUCUUCCUGUUCGGCUGUCAUGUUGUGAAACUGCUUUGCAACACCCAAAUAUUUCCCCCUGUCAUGCUGCUUCUGUCCAAAACGGUUCCUGUAUCAGCCUACGAGGGCCUGGUGUCACACUGCAGUGGGGACUUUCAUUUUGACACCACCAACCAGAUUCUGUAUCUCUGUGAGGCAAAGCUUGAGAGUGUGGGACAGUUUAUUGCCACUCUCCUACAGUCUAUGGCCUAUAUUGCUUCAGGUUCCAAGCCUGAACGCUUCAUGCAAGUCCUCCAUCAUGCCAUCUCUGCUUUGAGCCUUCAGCUGUUCAACGCCUCUUUCAGAUAUGAUGCAAACAAGGCGGAGAGGGACACCUCACUGACCUCAGACCAGUCUCCUGGGAAGUUAGUAGAGGACUUUCUCAAUGUCCGUGUCCCCACUGAAAGCCAGUUCACAGAGCACCUCUUGUCAGACAGACUCCAACGAUAUAAGUAUUUCAAUGUGGAGCAAAUCGUGUGGGAUCUUAAGCAAUUUCCAGCAGAGGACACUGAAAAGGGACCUUCUCAACAAUGUUUAAGAACACCUGUCCAAGCUCACUGUUUGGAGAAGGAGAUGGACCAUCUGAAUGAGGUUUUCCUGCAGCUCAGCGUUCAACUCCAGAAGAGGACCCAGGGUGCAACACCCGAGAAGGCCCUGAGUCGUAAUGGAACAAUGAUGUUAGAGCUGAAGAGACAGUAUGUAUCCCAGAGGCUCGACGAGCUGCAAAUCAUAUUAAAUGGGAUGAGCCGGCGCCAGCUAGACGGCCAGAGUCCAGAGGAAGAGGAGCAGACCCGAGAUCACCCACAACCAGAGCCAGACAACUAUAGAUCAGACGGUCAGGAGGAACAAGUUCAUUCUCCAGUCCAGGUGGACCUAGACAGCAGGGUACCAAAGAACCAUAAACUAGAAAAUAACCAGAGCCCGUACAAUCAGGAAGUAGAAAGCCAGGGACCAAGCAGUCAGAUGACAAAUAUGGGUAAAACAGGCUUCAGAGAACUAGAUGUAUGGGAAUAAGUCAGUUAAAAGCAUGUGACAAUGGGAUACUGGUUGUGUGGUUUUGGUGUGAUUUGUCUCGUGAUUUUGUAGAUUACAUGUACAGUUUAGUGUGAAUAAUAGAUGUAUAAUAGGUUCGUCACAUCUGAUUUAAUCAAACUGAUCAUUUUCAUUGGAGUGAUAUUUAUUAAAGAUAUGAAUUGUGCUUUUACCACAAUGUCACCAGGUAGAGAUACUUUCCAGGUCCAUCCCCCUCCAUGUCUUUCAGGCUUCAGCCACCGCUGUCAAAUCAAAACAUCGCCGUCUCAUUGGGUGACCAGUCCGCUCUGGCGCCUGCUUCUCUUUGUUUCAAACCCAAACAUCUUUGUACGAAGUGACCCAGAUCCUUUCAGGAGUAUUUAUGAAUAUUUUAUUACACAAUAUUCUUUCGUCCGUUUAUGGUCCUUUCCGUCUCUCUCUCCGAGCAGCGGUAAAUGUAUCAGCAUCACUCCAACCCCUGGACCCGUUCCAAGCUGAGUAAUCAAGACAAUAUAAGUGCUGCAUGAUAGUUCAUCCACAGGGCACUCUGCUAAUAGAAAAGGAGUAUUCCUACAGGGGGGUGGGCUUAGACUGUGAGCAGAUUGAGGAGGUCAGCUGGACCAAUCUUCAAAGGCUGUUAGUAUCAGUUCCCACGACUUGGUGACAAGUCCCGGGUUAAAGUGGGGUGAUUCCCCAUAGACGGUUCCAUUGCCUGACAGCCCCUAUCGUGGAGAUUAGAAACAAUGUCUCACUGAAUAUCAUAUCUCACACCACCCACUAUCUGACUACUUGUCAUACCUCUCUCAGCUGGCACUGGCACUGUACUCUUAGAAAAAGGGUUGCCAAAGGGUUCUUUGUGGAGGGGUAAGCCGAAGAAGCCUUUAUGGUUGUAGUUAGCACCUUUUCUUCUGAGAGUGUAAACCAGCAUACGUCUUUCUCGUGUAAGGAUUUGCAAUGUGUCAGUAUUAUUUCUGCUCUAGUUGCUUAAACAACGACUACAAUAUGUUAUUUAUAGAAAGGAAAGCCCUGUGUAUGUUUUUGUCCUCAGGUUGGCAUGAUGUUACCUUUUGCCAGCUGCUAGUGGAGCCCACAACUGUUCCUGUCCCAUCACUGUCUGUCGAUAACAAAUGGAUAGCUGCAAUACAGAGUGCAUGAUACAAACACAAAAUACUUGUUACAAAUGUUAUUUGAACUUGUUUGGUCAUUAGUGUUUUGUUUGGAGCAGCACACAUUUUUGGAGGAAAUGCAUUUGAUAUGGAAGAUUUUAUCAGGAUCCCAUGGAUACAGACUCACUAAGUGUUGCUAUCUGAUUUAUUUGGGGGGCGGGGGAUACUGCUGUGUUACAUACAAUUAAAGAGUUAUAUUUGUUGCAGUUAUAAAAUCUCAUAUUGUGGUACAUCAAUAUCAGUAAUGCCACCCAAAAAAUGCUCCAUAACAUAGAUCAAACCCCUUCAAAAUCUAGCCUCGUCUUCAAAUAGGAUUGUGUAACCCCCAUAUGCAUGUUUGUAUUGAACAUCUGUACUACACUACUGGGGAUAAAUAUAUUGUCUACUUUUCAUUAAUUCAGCACUGAGUUUCAUUAAUUAAAACGUUUCUAUAGUUUCUGGACAGAUUUCACGGUUAAGUUCCAACAUUUUCCAUCAGUGUCCACAUGCUGUAAUCAUGUUGUAAUCUUGAAAUCCCUCCAAAUCCCUGGGAAUCUGUUGCCCCGGACGCUAUGAGGUAGUAAACACAGGCCAAUAGUUUAACAAAUGUAAACGUUUGAACAAAGCGUUUUAA
Molecule: messenger RNA, 7659 nt
Organism: Salvelinus namaycush (lake trout)
Lineage: Eukaryota; Metazoa; Chordata; Actinopteri; Salmoniformes; Salmonidae
Exons: 39
Coding region: 1-5883 (1960 amino acids)
Source: RefSeq, a predicted model, not a curated record